AUGCAACAAAACACACCACAAAAACCACAAACACCGUCUGAUGAAAGUUAUAGAUUUUACCAACUCCUUCUAUUUAACUUCUCACACUUUGUUGCGGAUGAAGACUUCAACAGAUAUUGGGAAGUUUUCACAGGGGAAAAAGGAUUUGAAACACUUGCACCAGAAGACAAACCAUGGGAGACAGAAGGAGCAAACCUCGAAGAAUAUUUCAACUAUGGGUUUAAUGAAAAGACGUGGUCUGCAUAUGCAAAGAAACUGAGAGAGUUGUACAAAAACUCCUUAGCAGAGAAAGAAAUCACAACAGUAGAUACCACAGUCAAAACAAAGCAAGCAAUCAUGGAUUUAGAACCAAAGAACAAAAUAAAAAAUGAACCAAAAAUCGAGGAAAGCAAAGAAGAGCCAAAAAAAGAAGAACGCCGAGAACGAGGGAAUGACAAGCAUGAAGAAAGAAAAACACGUCAGAGUGAGAAGAGAGAAAGCCGAGAUAAAGAGAGUAAAAGAGAAAGUAGAGACCGAGAACGCAGAGAUAAAGAAAGUAGAGAUAGAGAAAGUAGAAGAGAACGUGAUGAACAUAAAAGAAGGGAGCAUGAGAGUCGAACAGAACAUAGUCGAAGAUCCAGGUCUAGAAGACGUGAACGAUCACCACGGAGAAAACGAUAG
Entamoeba histolytica HM-1:IMSS is the source of this 660-nucleotide messenger RNA. RefSeq lists its product as uncharacterized. The coding region runs from base 1 to 660 and encodes 219 amino acids. NCBI's taxonomy places the organism in Eukaryota, Evosea, Mastigamoebida, Endamoebidae. The record is from RefSeq and is a predicted model, not a curated record. The transcript has a single exon.